Messenger RNA from Plectropomus leopardus (leopard coralgrouper), 724 nucleotides. RefSeq names its product fucose mutarotase (gene fuom). Gene Ontology annotation, molecular function: fucose binding; racemase and epimerase activity, acting on carbohydrates and derivatives. The record is from RefSeq and is a predicted model, not a curated record. Lineage: Eukaryota; Metazoa; Chordata; Actinopteri; Perciformes; Serranidae. Gene Ontology annotation, biological process: fucose metabolic process.
UCUCUCCUCCCUGUGGCUGCCAGUAUGGUCGUACUGCGAGGAAUCCCCUCUGUUUUAUCACCUGAACUGCUGUAUGCUCUCGCUAAAAUGGGCCACGGGGAUGAACUGGUUCUUGCUGAUGCUAACUUUCCAGCAUCUUCCAUUUGUGCUAGCGGUCCAAAAGAGAUACGAGCUGAUGGUUUGGGAAUCCCACAGCUUUUGGAGGCAAUUUUGAAGUUGUUGCCCUUGGAUACCUAUGCCCCCUCUCCGGCUGCAGUCAUGGAUCUGGUGGACAGUGACAAACAGAGAUGUUUACCUGUCCCUGUGUGGGACACCUACACACAGCUGCUCGGUCAGGCUGGCUCUAAGACUCCUCUUGAGAAGGUGGAGAGGUUUGCUUUCUAUGACCGAGCCAAGAAAGCCUACGCCGUUGUAGCAACAGGGGAAACAGCUCUGUACGGUAACCUGAUACUGAAGAAAGGGGUCAUUCCUGCUGAGCUGCUACAGUGACACACAGGCGCACACACAUUAAAGGGACUAAGAUCUAAUUAUGUUAUUCACAACUGCAAUUCUUUAUCAAGAAAAUCAGGAGAAGUGGAAUAUUUUUGCAUAAAGUGAAUUUGUGAGUUAUAUCCUUUUUUUUAUUAAUGUGUAAUUAAUGCUGUGAAUAUGAUCUAAUCUCCAGUUGACAUGGAGCAGAAAUAUUUUUUUGUAACUAACAUCUUGUACACACAUUUCAAUAAAU